Fusarium proliferatum ET1 is the source of this 345-nucleotide messenger RNA. RefSeq lists its product as uncharacterized. Lineage: Eukaryota; Fungi; Ascomycota; Sordariomycetes; Hypocreales; Nectriaceae. The transcript is spliced from 2 exons. The record is from RefSeq and is a predicted model, not a curated record. Bases 1 to 345 code for a protein of 114 amino acids.
AUGUCUGAUUCCAAAAAAGGCGGCGAUCUGUUCGAUAUGGCCAAGGAUGGCACAUCCAUUCCUGGCGAUGCUGGGAAGCAAGACACGAUCAAAUCCGUCCCCAACCCUCAUCAGCGCGAUGGUGAGGCCGCAGGCGGUCUUGGCUCUUCCGACUUGGCUGGUGCAGCAGACAACGCUGUACUUUCAGCUUCCGAAGGCCGCGAGUUUGGAGUCGGCGAGGGAAUCAGUGCGACGGGCCACGAUAUUCCUCAGUCUGUUACCGGAAAGCCUGGUGGUCGAGGUGGAACCCAAGGCAAGGAGGAGAUCAGAAGAGAUACAGGCGCUUUCGCAAAUAGGGAGAAUUAA